GACAAGACGAGAUCUUGGGAGAAACUGAAAGCACUAAUCUGAGAAAAGUCCGUAAAGGAACAAGCUUUUUUUGAGCAGGAGCUACGCAAAUCAAAAUUAACUGGGGAAGUUAAUUUUAAAGGACAAAAUAUUCACAGGAUUUUCACAGUUUACCGGGCCCUGAUUCACUACAGGAUUUUGGGAAGGUGUCACUUGUUAAAAAGAUGAAGAUGAAGUAUUACAGCCAACAAGCAGUGCACGAGAACACACUUUUCAAUCGCUGCAUCCCAAACGACAUUGGUCCUAGCCCUCGCAGGCUAUCCCUCAAACCAAAUCGCUCAGUCCACUUUUCCAAUGACAUUAUCUUCCAAGAACAUGUCCGACAAGGAGACCUUGAGCAGAUCGGCCGCUUCAUCAGAGCCGGGAAGAUUAAUCUAAACACCAUCUACCUGUCCGGCAUGGCAGCACUACAUGAGGCUGUCCUCUCAGGGAACCUGGAGAGUGUGAAGCUGCUGGUGAAAUCUGGUGCAGACAUUCACCAGCAGGACGAGGAUGGCUGGACUCCCCUGCACAUAGCCUGCAGCGACGGGUUCCCAGACAUUGCCCGGUACCUUCUCUCAAUGGGUGCCAGCGUCGAUGUAGAGAACAAGUGCGGGGAAAAACCGGCAGAUCUCAUCGACUCUGAAUGCCCAGAGCUGGUGAAGCUGUUUGAGAAGGUCUGUGACUGAUCCCUCAGCCAUUAGCUGGAACUCAGCCACAUUUCUCCUCAUGAUUGCUGCAGCGACAGAAGAGAAUGACAAGUCAGUGACAUGCACACUGAUCCAGUGUAUGCUCACUCAAAUGGGAUGAUUGGCCUGGGCCAGGGGCAGGAGGCAGCAGACUUUAAAUGGUUGCCUGAUGAGGAUGGAAAGCCGCUACGGAUGCCUUUUCUGUCAAUCAGAAGACACACUUCUCCCUUUAAAAAUAAUUUUAAAAAAUAUGUUUUUAUACGUGGAGGAUAUGUGGUUUUCCAGGGAUUAUUGUGUCAAUUUGAAUGUUAUUUUCCUUUCUGCUGCAUUUUGUAUUCGUGUAUGCUUCUGUGUUAUAGACAAUAACUUUUGUGCCAAUGCAAGAACCUUUUGUUUCUGACAGUUUUCAGUGAUCACAGUCCUUAACCAGGUCAAAUAGGUAAAUUAUUCAACAUAAUACACAGUACCUGCUCACCUAUCACACAGUGGCACCCUCAUUGGUCAUGGUGAAUCUCAUUGGUGAGUCUACCUUGUCAGGAUGUACUUUAAUUAUUAAUAUUAUUUUCUCUAAAUGUAAAUGAAUAACUAGGUCUACACCUAAUUUUCACAAAUUACAAAGCAUCCACCAACAUACAGAUGUAAAAAGCUUGCAGUAUUAAGAAGACAAAUUUAAGUUUAUAGUGACAGUGCCUUUUACUCAAAUCACAGCACAUUAUUGUGAUGACAUUGCCGUUUCAACACAUUUGUACCCCCAAAAAUGACAUUUUGAAGGCACUCACAUUCACCAAACCUACACAUGGACACACUCUGUUCUAUGGCAAGCUAUAACUUGCAUUAACUUCCUUUGUUUGCUACUUGAUUGUAUUUUCGAAUAGUAGGGGUGUUUCUCCAAGUUGUCCCUAACUUGCACUUUUAGCUUAUGUGAAAGUCUUACAAUUUUUAUAUAUUUUUUCAAUAAAGUUGCCUUUUAUACCAAG
Messenger RNA from Conger conger (European conger), 1684 nucleotides. RefSeq names its product protein phosphatase 1 regulatory subunit 27-like. The coding region runs from base 204 to 707 and encodes 167 amino acids. Gene Ontology annotation, molecular function: phosphatase binding. The record is from RefSeq and is a predicted model, not a curated record. Lineage: Eukaryota; Metazoa; Chordata; Actinopteri; Anguilliformes; Congridae. The transcript has 3 exons.